Messenger RNA from Cyprinodon variegatus (sheepshead minnow), 604 nucleotides. It is a transcript of the gene acot13, whose product is annotated as acyl-CoA thioesterase 13. Gene Ontology annotation, molecular function: fatty acyl-CoA hydrolase activity. The record is from RefSeq and is a predicted model, not a curated record. The transcript is spliced from 3 exons. Lineage: Eukaryota; Metazoa; Chordata; Actinopteri; Cyprinodontiformes; Cyprinodontidae. Bases 77 to 505 code for a protein of 142 amino acids.
GAAGAUUUAUAAAACGUAACAACUUCCUGUGGGGAAAAAACAACUUUGACAUUGGCCUUAUUUUUAACCGUCAAACAUGGGUUCACUUACUUUAAACUCUUUAAAACAAUUAAUGAGAGCGAUGGUUGACAACCCGGGAUUUGACAGAGUCUUGAGUAAGGUGGAUGUUGUGUCUGCGAGUCCCGGGAAGGUGGUGUGUGAGAUGCGGGUGGAUGAGGAGCACACUAACCGAGGAGGGACGAUGCACGGCGGGAUGACAGCCACCCUGGUAGACGUCAUUUCCACCAUGGCCAUUAUGUACAGCGACAGAGGAGCCCCAGGGGUCAGCGUGGACAUGAAUAUAACAUACAUGAAUGCUGCCAAGAUGGGGGAAGACGUGCUCAUCACUGCACAAGUCCUGAAGCAGGGGAGAACGCUGGCAUUUGCAACUGUAGAUCUCACCAGCAAAGCCACAGGGAAGCUUAUUGCACAAGGAAGACAUACAAAACACCUCGGCAGCAGCUAGGGCGUCCCUCCUAGUGGACGUUGUACAAUAUGCAUUAAAAAUGUGGGAUUCUUAAAGUGGAGACGUUUGCAGAAAAAGGUUCUGCCUUUACUUUCACAA